This is a messenger RNA of Drosophila eugracilis, 746 nucleotides long. RefSeq lists its product as uncharacterized. The coding region runs from base 186 to 527 and encodes 113 amino acids. The transcript has 3 exons. The record is from RefSeq and is a predicted model, not a curated record. NCBI's taxonomy places the organism in Eukaryota, Metazoa, Arthropoda, Insecta, Diptera, Drosophilidae.
AUAUGUGGUAAUGCCCAUAUACACAACAAUGUUUAUUAUUAAUUUUAUAUAAAAGCAACAACAAUUAAUUGUAAUUGACUCAGUCGCACGGGUAGCGUACAACAGCCAAGUCGAUUUUGGUUUUGGUUUUAGAUUGGUAUUCGGAAUCUCAGACUUUAAUUUCCCGUCCACAUUACUUCGUGACUAUGCGAGUUGGUUGUCUUCUGGUGCUCCUGGGCAUUUGUGGUGCAGCUCAAGCGGAUCUUACAUACCGCGGGAAUGCAGUUCACCCAGACUAUCCUGGACAGUGCUACUAUGAGGAACUCAACCAGGCCAUACCCAAAAAGCAGUCCUACAAGCCGAUUAAUCGCGAGGGCUAUUGCCAAUCGAUCUACUGUCGGCCGGACUACGUUCUAGAGAUUGGCUACUGCGGCCGUCACAACCUGGUGCCCACGGACAAGUGCAAGAUCGCCUCGGACAUGCGACGCACCUUCCCCGAGUGCUGUCCCAAGUUGGUUUGCCAGGAGUCGGAGAGCAACUACAUCUAGGCUGGAUCCACAGAUUAGUAUUAGCUUGUCCUUUCUUUCUUAAUAGCUUGUCUUGUAUAAGUUGGUGACUUUAAUUAGUUCAUCGGUUGAUCAACGAAAAUGCAUAAAUUUCCCUAUAAAAUAUCCAUAGGGAUAAGUUUUUUUUAAUAUUAUGUUAUUAUAGCACAACUAUAAAUCUUAAAAAGUAAAUAAAAUGUACAUAUUUUAAAGAAAAACUUA